CUGAGCUUUCUUUUCUAGCAGCCCGUUUUAAGUCAGAUUAGCAUUUAGCUAACGAGUUAUUCGUACACUGAUCACAAACAGCACAGCCGCUCCAGUAGCUUUAGUCGGAGUUAACCGGUGUGAACGCCACGGUUUAUUUAGUUUAGUCAGCUGUAUUUAUUUUUUUAUUUUAAACCAACUCGUUAAGUAUUACUUUAUCACUGGUAUCGUGUUGAACUCGACGCCACUUUGUGGUAAAAUGUCCCAGUCAGCUGCUGUGCCUUCGUCAGAGCUACGUGAGAGCCUUCAGGUGUCCAGUCUAACGCUGCUGGUCCUCGUGCUGAUUCCCUGUGUCGUUCUGCUGCUGCUGUUAAACUGCCUGUUGCUGGGAUACAAAUUGCUUCUGUUCGCGAGGAGAAAGAGCGCGCGCUACAGUUCUGAGAGCGUGCUCUUGCGGUCGUCGUCGCCGCUGUCCGCGCGCCAAAGAACCGCGCGUUUUACCGACGACCCGUCGUUCGGGCCGGUACGGAAAACCAAACCCGCGUCCGUUUCAGAGCCGAUGUUGGCGGCACCGCCGAUCACAUCGUCCCUCACUUCAUCCGCAGAGCGUGUGGCUGCGUGCGGGCAGCGCUGCAGGUCGGAGGCUCUCGCGCGGCCGGACGAGGCUACCUAUGCGGGCUCAGGGUCGCUCUGGGUGCCGAGCACGUUGCUGCGCGGCUCGCGCGCUUGGCGAAGGAGUGCCCCGGUGCUUUUACAGUCCAGCGACUCGGAAAUGGAGCGCGAGAAUGUCGCACCGCCAAAUUCUCCAGAACAGCUCGUGACUCAGAGCAGGCACGGUUCAUUACCUGUGAUGAUGCGCAGAAGUAGCAGCGUAGAGCUGGAGCUGGUCUCUCUCGAUAAGGUCCACAUGGAAGGCGAACUUGUCAGCAGCAUCCCACAGGAGACCUCGUGCUUCAUAGCAUCCGCAAGCUCCUCAGCUGCCGGGCCUGGCCUGGACAGUGACUUCGGUGCCAGUGCAGGUGUGUCUUUGCGUAUCCUGUCGGCGGACAGUGACGGGUUUCCAGGGGCAACAUGGGCAUCUGGUCUUGAAUGGGAUUAUUAUGACCCUAGUUACAUCACGCAGAACCACGUUCCCAAACACAGACACUACGCACCACCCAUCACAACCAAACAGUACUGGGUCUAACAUGCAUUGCUCUCCAGACUGUAGCCGAAGAACUCUAAAGUUGUAAGCUCUUUGACACACAGACCCCCAACACAUUAUCCACACGUAUACUUACACAGUUUACUUUCCUGAACUGCAGUAUUUGUUUUGGUUUUUGUUUGCUGAGGAAAAAAAAAAUCACCCACUUGUUUGUGUUUAAUGACAUGUAUUUAAUAUGCAUUUGUCUUCCACUGUAUGCACUCGUCAUAUGUUAUUGGUUUGUAUGUAUUUUGUGAUUCACUAGAUCAAGCUCCUGUAGUUUGGGCCUUAGAGCACAUUAACACAAGCACUUUCUUACAAAACUUUAUUUUUGCAUUGACCAGUUGCCACUGUGUUCAUCACCUUCAAUUUAUUUUAUUGUCUAAAUAAAACAUUUUAUAUUACUGA
Ictalurus punctatus (channel catfish) is the source of this 1570-nucleotide messenger RNA. It is a transcript of the gene hwa, whose product is annotated as huluwa. NCBI's taxonomy places the organism in Eukaryota, Metazoa, Chordata, Actinopteri, Siluriformes, Ictaluridae. The record is from RefSeq and is a predicted model, not a curated record. The transcript is spliced from 3 exons. The coding region runs from base 239 to 1165 and encodes 308 amino acids.